Camarhynchus parvulus is the source of this 2448-nucleotide messenger RNA. RefSeq names its product zinc finger and BTB domain containing 42 (gene ZBTB42). The coding region runs from base 81 to 1508 and encodes 475 amino acids. Gene Ontology annotation, biological process: regulation of transcription by RNA polymerase II. The transcript has 2 exons. The record is from RefSeq and is a predicted model, not a curated record. Gene Ontology annotation, molecular function: RNA polymerase II cis-regulatory region sequence-specific DNA binding; protein binding; DNA-binding transcription factor activity, RNA polymerase II-specific. Lineage: Eukaryota; Metazoa; Chordata; Aves; Passeriformes; Thraupidae. Gene Ontology annotation, cellular component: nucleus.
GAGCGCCCGCGCCGCCGCCGCCGCCGCGCACAUGCGGACGCCGAGCGCCGCCGCUGCCGCCCGCCGGUUAUGAAGGAAGAAUGGAGUUUCCAGACCAUAGCCGCCAGUUGCUGCAGUGUCUGAGUCAGCAGCGUCACCAGGGCUUCCUGUGUGACUGUACUGUUUUAGUUGGAGAAGCUCAAUUCAGAGCUCACAGAGCUGUUCUUGCCUCUUGCAGUAUGUACUUCCAUCUUUUCUACAGGGACCAGUUAGACAAAAGGGAUAUUGUGCAUCUGAACAGUGACAUUGUCACAGCCCCUGCCUUCAGCCUGCUGCUCGAAUUCAUGUACGAGGGAAAGCUGGAAUUCAACAGUCUCCCAGUGGAAGAUGUGCUGGCUGCGGCGAGCUACCUUCACAUGUAUGACAUUGUGAAAGUCUGCAAGGGCAAGUUGAAAGAUAAAGAAUUAUGUUCCGAAGAGAAGAUUAAUGAUGAGGCGGCUAGUGUGGAGAAAGCGGAGCAUUUUCUAGACGCCGGAGUGCCCCUGGUCCACGAGUUUGACCCAGGAAACAAACAAAAAUUCAGCGUUGCAGAAUACGAGAGAGCAGCAGGCAAAGAAAAGGUCAGCAGUCACCCCGCCUGGUCCUCUGAUCAUAUAAGUGUCAGCUCUGUGCCGACAGAGGCAGAACCGUGCGCCGCAGCAGCUGGAAAAACAAAGGCUAAUGUCAAUAGUUCCACAGGACCUUUGUCCCAAAGGUCUGUUAACCAUCCCCUGGCUUCGAGUGAUGUGGACUGCGCGCUGGAUUUGUCUUUCAAGCCCGUGCCGGGGAGAGAUUCCUUACACCCCUCCUAUGUCUUUGGACAGCUGGCUUCCGACAGCCAGCAGCAGGGUACCGAGCCACUUGUUAAAGAUGAACAAGACUUGCUGUCAGAUCAGGAGGACAGCGAAGCCAGGAGUCCAGAGAGUCAGCAUUUUGGGAAUUCAGCCAAAAGCCUAGUGACAGGGUUAGGACACAUGUUCGCGGGGAAUGGCAGCUCUCAUGCCCGAGAGGAGGAUAUAGAUCAAGAGCGAGACGAGAGCGAGGACGACAUGGAUUCGUCGGACAUCUCCUCGGGCGUCCUGGUGCCUCCUGGGCAUAUCUGCAUUUGUCCCCUCUGUAGCAAGGUGUUCCCGAGCCCGCACAUCCUUCAGCUGCACCUGAGCUCUCACUUCCGUGACAAGGACGGCUCGCGGACCCGCCUGUCCCCCGACGGGUCGGUGCCCACUUGCACCCUCUGCGGAAAGACUUUUUCCUGCAUGUACACGCUCAAGAGGCACGAGAGGACUCACUCGGGGGAGAAGCCCUACACCUGCGGCCAGUGCGGGAAGAGCUUCCAGUAUUCCCACAACCUCAGCCGGCACGCGGUCGUGCACACCAGGGAGAAACCCCACGGGUGCAAGUGGUGCGAGAGACGCUUCACGCAGUCCGGGGAUCUCUACAGACAUAUCCGCAAAUUUCAUUGUGGCCUUGUAAAGUCCUUGGUUGUUUGAGAUGUGUGACUUCUGUUUUGUUUAGUUUGGUUUUUUGUUGUUUUUUUUUUAACAUCUACAACCCCCCCCCCAAGCCUUUUAAAACAAAACAGGAAAAAAAAAAAGGCAGCAUCAGAAUUUUAAUUUUGUUUUUCUCCUCCCUUUCCUUUAUUUUGUUUUGGUGAUAUUCACUUCAGGUAUAUGAUCUUUAAAAGAUGCAGCGGUAUACACUCCAGAGGCCUUUUAAUGCAAUCCUUCCACCUCUCCAUCUCCCCCCUUUCCCUGCCACCCUCCCUAGCACGGUCCUUUAGGUCUUCUCUUGUGCACCCAUGUUACAUUAUUAAUGUGAAAUGAUCUUAAGUAAUUCUGCAAUGAUUUAGCAUCAGUUUUCACACUGGAAGUACUUGCUUUGUGGUCAGGGUUUUGUUGGUUUGGGUUUUCUUUUCCUUUUUUUUUUUAACUUUUUUUUUUUUUUUUUUUUUUGAAAAAGAUUAUCAGCACAUUCUGGAGAAAAAUUUGGCUUCCAUUAAGUUCCCCAAAUGCCCUCUGUGUGUUGCAGAGAAACAUCUGAAGAGAUGAACUAUGAUUUAAAUUUUGGUGUAGAGAAACCUGUCCACUCAUUGCAGAGUGGGCAGAUGUGCUUUUAUUUUCUAGAGCUAGAUGAGACAUUGAAUUGGCCCAGAUUUUGCAGGGGUUGAGGAUUCCUGGCUGCAUCUUUGGUACUGGUCAUUUUUUAUUCUCUUUAUUCCAUUAAUACUGUUCUGCCGUUGGUCCUAAAAUCUAAAUGAGAAGUUUUUGCCUUGGGACUUGACUUAAAUUUUCCCUUCCCACCCAUCCUCCUCACUGGGCUGACCUGCUGAAAAGCUGCUUUUGAGCAUAGAAUGUGGAUGGAAAAACACUUUCUGUAUGCAGCCUAUUCACUCCCGAAAUGUUGAAGGAUGCACACUAGGACAUACAAAAA